Messenger RNA from Myotis davidii, 2600 nucleotides. It is a transcript of the gene ARMC9, whose product is annotated as armadillo repeat containing 9. Lineage: Eukaryota; Metazoa; Chordata; Mammalia; Chiroptera; Vespertilionidae. The coding region runs from base 42 to 2528 and encodes 828 amino acids. The record is from RefSeq and is a predicted model, not a curated record. Gene Ontology annotation, biological process: cilium assembly. Gene Ontology annotation, molecular function: protein binding. Gene Ontology annotation, cellular component: ciliary tip; ciliary basal body; centriole. The transcript is spliced from 24 exons.
GUAGAGAUUUUUGCUGUGAGAAUUAACAGUGACCUUUCAUUAUGGGGGAUAUCCUGGCUCAUGAAUCCGAAUUACUUGGACUAGUGAAAGAGUAUUUAGAUUUUGCUGAAUUUGAAGACACCUUGAAAAUGUUUUCAAAAGAAUGCAAAACGAAAGGAAAAGCAUUACCCAAAACAGCAGGUAGCUCUUUAAGGGACUCUAAAUCAUCGAUAAUCCAGAAGGACCUCAUUGCUGCGUUUGACAACGGAGCCCAGAAGGUGUUCUUCGAUUUGUGGGAAGAGCACAUUCCCAACUCCAUCCGAGAUGGUGACUCCUUUGCCCAGAGGUUGGAAUUCUACCUCCACAUCCAUUUUGCCAUCUAUCUUCUGAAACGCUCCGUGCGGAGACCUGACAAAGAGGAACUGGAUGAAAGGAUUUCUUAUUUCAAAACCUACCUGGAGAGCAAAGGGGCAGCUCUGAGCCAGACCACAGAGUUCCUCCCUUUCUAUGCGCUGCCGUUUGUUCCAAACCCUAUGGUGCACCCGUCCUUUAAAGAGCUCUUCCAGGAUUCUUGGAGUCCAGAAUUGAAGUUGAAGUUGGAAAAGUUUCUAGAUUUAAUUUUUAAAGCCAGUAACACGCCAAAGCUUUUAAUGUUAUAUAAGGAGAAUGGACAAAGUCACAAAGAAAUGUUGCAGCAGCUCCACCAGCAGCUGCUAGAAGCUGAGCGUAGGUCAAUGACAUACCUGAAACGGUACAAUAAGAUCCAGGCGGACUACCACAACCUCAUCGGAGUCACGGCAGAGCUGGUGGAUUCUCUGGAGGCCACGGUCAGUGGCAAGAUGAUCACUCCCGAGUACCUGCAGAGCGUCUGCAUCCGCCUCUUCAGUAACCAGAUGCGGCAGAGCCUGGCCCACAGCGUGGACUUCACGAGGCCCGGGACGGCUUCAACCAUGUUAAGAGCCUCCUUGGCACCCAUGAAACUGAAGGAUGUCCCACUGCUGCCCUCCUUGGAUUAUGAGAAACUGAAGAGGGAUUUGAUUGUGGGGAGCGACCGCUUGAAAGCUUUCUUGCUGCAGGCUCUGCGCUGGCGCUUGACCACAUCCCAUCCCGGGGAGCAGAGGGAGACCGUGCUGCAGGCCUACAUCAGCAAUGACCUCUUGGACUGCCAGGGCCACAGCCAGAGCAGCGUGCUGCAGCUGCUGCACGGCAGGAGUGACGUGGUGCGCCAGUACACGGCCAGGCUCAUCAACGCCAUCGCGUCCCUGGCAGAAGGUCGCCUCUACCUUGCCCAGAGCACGAAGGUGCUGCAGAUGCUGGAGGAGAGGCUGAAGGAGGAAGACAAGGACGUUGUCACCCGGGAGAAUGUGCUCGGGGCCUUGCAGAAGUUCAGCCUCAGGCGGCCGCUGCAGACAGCCAUGAUUCAGGACGGCCUCAUCUUCUGGCUGAUCGACAUUCUGAAGGAGCCCGAUUGCCUGUCGGACUACACGCUGGAGUACGCAGUGGCCCUGCUCAUGAACCUCUGCCUCCGGAGCGCAGGGAAGAACAUGUGCGCCUCAGUGGCAGGCCUCGUACUGAAAGUUCUUUCGGAUCUGCUGGGCCAUGAAAACCACGAGAUACAGCCGUACGUGAAUGGAGCACUGUACAGCAUCCUCUCUAUCCCGUCCGUCCGUGAGGAAGCGAGAGCGAUGGGAAUGGAAGACAUCCUUCGCUGCUUCAUGAAAGAAGGCAACGCUGAAAUGAUCCGCCAGAUCGAAUUCAUCAUCAAGCAGCUUAAUUCAGAAGAGUUCCCGGAUGGUGUUCUUGAAUCUGAUGAUGAUGAAGAUGAAGAUGAUGAGGAGGACCAUGACACCAUGGAAGCCGAUCUGGACAAAGACGAACUGAUCCAGCCCCAGCUCGGCGAACUCUCAGGCGAGAAGCUCCUGACCACGGAGUACUUGGGAAUCAUGACCAACACGGGGAAGACGAGGCGGAAGGGCCCAGCUGGUGUGCAGUGGGGCGGCGACGAGCCCCUGCGCAGGCCUGUCACCCCCAGCGGCCAUAGGAAUGGGUACCCAGUGUUGGAAGACCAUCCCGUUUCCCCCCAGACAUCCCGACAUGCCCGGAACGGCUGCCUCCAGUCCCCACCCAAGGCCCACCUUCCAGUCUGCAAGGGCGGCAAGCCUGGUGCUUCGGAGCCUUGCGUUUCGACUUCAUCCUCCAGGGACGCCAGGCCAGAGGAGUGGCUGCCAGGAAGACAUCAGGGAGAGCCUCGCCUGCCCCCCUCCGUGGCCCCCAGCCACCCGAGGGAGGUGCCCUGGGCCCUGUGCAGUGGAGAAGCCACCAGGGAAUUUUCGUCAGCCUUUGCCAGCAAGCCCCAGACCCCCUGGACCCCGGAAAUCCUGGACCUGAACCCACCCAAGGCCAAGGCAUCAGCCCUGGCCCCUCAGUUCUCCUCACGUGGCCCCCAGCAGGCCAGCCGGCCUAGCUACACUGCGUCCUCCACUGCGUCGUCCUCCACUGCGUCAUCCUCCACGAGGGGCCUGCAGAGCAGCCAAUCUCUCAGGAAGUGAGGUUGGUUUCUUCCCAGCUCACCCAGCCUCUGCAGGACCAGCCAGCUUCCCGGCUCCGCCUGCCAGCAGCUG